AUGGCCGUGCGAGCGCUGGCUCUGGCCUUUCUCCUAGUCCUUGCCCCUCUGCUGCUUGCACGGGGACAGAAGGACCCUGGUCCCAAGAACCAAGGGGGAGCCAAGGAAGCAGAAAUGUGCCAAAGACCCCGGUGGGACUCCAGACUCCGGCUGGCACCAGACCAGGAGAAUUACAAGAAGGAUGAAGAAGUGACGCUGAGCUGCAUCCGUGGUUUCCAGCCGUCCUUCACUCAGGUCAAGUGUUCGAGCGAGGUCCAGACCAGCAGCUACAAUAAUCCUGUUUACGGAGAAGUUUGGCUUCGAAGGGACAGCAUAGGACGCUGGAUCCACAUUCCAUCCGAUGUGGAGUGCCUUGAGGUCCUCCAGGUUGUCUCCGAUACCUUGGAGAUUUCCAGCACCAGCAUCAAACUGAACUGGACCUGCAGGCUCCUUGAUGCUUGCCAAUACAUUUGGGCCAGGUGCCGGCUGGAGGAGCAUUCUUCCCCUCCCUGUGAGGCUGAAGAGGUGAAGGGAGAGGAGAGGCUACAUGGCUGGAAGGGAACGUUUGCCUGCCCGCCCCUGCAGCCCUUCACUGACUACAGUGUCACCAUCUCCCUGCCUCCCAGCACGAUCCUGUACACACGGCUCUUCAGGACAAAGGAAACGGUGCCGGACAAACCAGAGGAGCUGUGGCUGGAUCCCAGCACGAGCAGCCUCAGGUGGAAGGCGCUGCCCUCCUGCAGAGGGGCGAUCAUCGGAUACCAGGGACCUGGGAACCACGGACUCCCCGUGGUCCCUUGCCUUGCCAGCAGCCUCCCUGCCUGCAGCUUUCUGAACAUCACAGCCAGGAGAGCGCACGAUGGCAGCUUCCUUGAAUUCAAGCAGGUGUCGCUGAACCAGUCUGUUACUCAAUACAUGCCACCUCCUCAGACGCCUGGAAGCAAAUACACGGUGACAGUGCAGGGCCUCACGGCAGCUGGUGCUGGGGCUGCGUCACUGCUGGAAUUUCAAAGCUAUGUCUCAG
Pelecanus crispus (Dalmatian pelican) is the source of this 1003-nucleotide messenger RNA. NCBI's taxonomy places the organism in Eukaryota, Metazoa, Chordata, Aves, Pelecaniformes, Pelecanidae. The record is from RefSeq and is a predicted model, not a curated record.